ACCAACCCAUUUUGCGUACAAAGCAAAGUUGUCAUUAGACUUGGAAGGACUUCGUAGUUGACAUGCCGUCAGGAGAUCCAAAUAUUUCCCUCAAAGGAUUAACUCUCCCUCCAUAAGAAAAAUGCCACAGUAGCAUCGAUAUUUAAAGCAUAUUUAAGCGUUUUCACGACCCUCAAAAUCCGCAAUCCAAGCGAGAUAUUUUGAGUCAAAAUGGCCGAGCACCUUGAGUUGGUGGCCGAGAUUCCGAAAGUUGAAAAACUUACAGUGCAAGAACGUUUAGAGUACGCUAAAAAAAGACGAGCUCAGCAGAUCAAAAGAUGGGAGAGAGAAAAGGAUUCAGACUCCGGUCCUCCUCCAAGGAAAAAGAAAUUUCGGACUAAACCAUUGACUUUUGAACCUCAAUUCACGCUUCUGGACGCAGCAACUAGGGGAGACGUAGACGAAGUCAAAUCGAUGCUCGACGGUGGCGUUGAUCCUAACAUUUGUAACGACGAUGGAUUAACAGCGCUACAUCAGGCUUGUAUUGAUGGAAGAGAAGAAAUCAUUGACAUCCUGCUUGAUCAUGGUGCUAUCCUAGACAGUGUGGACAGAGAAUUAUGGACUCCACUCCAUGCCGCUACAGCUUGCGGUAAUGAAGAUAUAGUGGAAUAUCUCCUGGACCAAGGAGCUAAUAUUGUUGCUAUAAAUGCUGAUGGGAAUAUGCCGAUAGAUUUAGCUGAGGAUGAUGAGGAGCUGAGAGAGAUUCUUGAAGCUGAGAUGGAGGAACAAGGAUACACGAAAGAAAAAUUAAUGCAAUUGAAACGAGAAGAAGAAAAGAAAAUGUUGUCUGAUCUGAAAAUGCAAUCUAAUGAAGACAUGGAUCUUGAUCAAAAAAAUGAGCAAGGAGCAACGAUGGUACAUAUAGCUGCUGCUAAUUGCUAUGAAGAUGCCUUGGAGUUUCUAUUGGAGCAUGGUGCUGCCGUAGAUAUACCAGACAAAGAUGGCUGGCAGCCCAUCCAUGGAGCAGCUGUCUGGGGCAAUCAUUAUGUGAAGACCCAGAACUACAACAGUUCCUCGUAGAUUUAAAGAAUAAAGUAAAAGCAAACAAAAAGCAAUCAGGAAAGCGAAAAAGAAGUAACUCUAGAUCGCUGUCAGUCAAGAGAACAAGCUUGAAGGACAAGAUCAGCAUAUCUCACAACGAAGCCAAGGCUGAAGCCAUUCUGCGUGUGCAUCCUCAACUGGCAUUUCUUCUUCCUAAAGGAACUGAGGCCAAACAGCAAGAACAAAGUAACAAAUCAAUAGACAUCACACCAGCAGCGACCGCAGGCCAAGCAACACAGAACUCCACCACCAACGCCACAAACCUUCCCACCAGUAGACAAGAUACCAGACCAGAACAGACUGACAAAACUUCGAGUCUUACGAGACCAAAAGGCAAGGAAAAUAUCGACCCUGUUACUAGAGACAGCGGUAUGGUUGCUAAGGACAAGAAAUACGAAGAUAGUGGGGUCAAAGAACGAAAAGGAAGUCUCAAAAUUUCUGUCAAAACUUAUACCACGACUAUUGAUAACAAACCAAAAGAAAGCGAACGAGACGAGAAACCACGUUCUCCCAGGGCAACCAGGUUACCAAGGGAACCAAAACCUGAUGUUUCCAUGGCAACCUCUGGAAGCAAGGAAGCUAGGAUGUCAAGUUUACCGAGAGGCGGUUCGGAUUCCAAGCAGUCUUCACCUCCUGCUUGUUCUCUUGUUUCGAUCUCUACUCAUUCAGGUUCACCGGAGAGACAGCCUGAUCGUGCACAACCAAGAAUUCCAACGGGGACGGCGGAUAACAAAGAUUCUUCCAGUCCACAGCGCGAUUCUUCUGUGCCCAGGAAGCCAUUAACAGAACGAGCAUCCAAAACAGAUAGCCCUAGUAAUAUAGUUGCGAAGGAGAGUUCAAUGAGUCGCUGUAAAACAAAAGAGGAGCCGAAAUCCAGUAGCAAUAGUACAAUGGAUGUGAACUCCAAUUCGAAGCCAGACAGAGAUGCGAAACUCAGUUACUCGAGUAAAAAAAUCAGCAUUUCAAGUGAUCAUCUUGGACCCAGAUCGGAGACUGUGUCGUCUGGUACCGGUAGUUUACCCAAGUCGACCAAAACACGUCCCGCACCCCCUCCCCCCAUACCCCGGUCAUCGGGGAGUCUCAGCCGAAGUCACGAGCCGGAAGAUACUUCAGGGUAUCCUGAUUCAUUCAGUAAAAAGUCACGGAACUCGAGGGAAAAUAUCUUGGAUGUUGUUGCCACUGGACGCUUAGGACCACAAGACACGAAACCAGUUUCUCCUGGGGAUGUAAAAAUAGAAGCUGCCGCAGGAACAGCUAAAUACACCCCAACCAAGGAACCGUACAGUAAACACCAUGACAGACCAACAAACCACAAUAUAAACCAACCUCCCAAUAAAUCCACGAACCAAACUACCAGACCCAACAACCAAUCAACUAAUAGACCUACCAACCAACCAACCCCCACAAACCAACCAACCAAUCAACCUGCUAGCCAACUCCCAAACAAGCAUGGCAGCCAGCCCACCAGUAACAAAAAAGAACCGUACACGGAACGAUACACCAGGCGGGAUGAAAACGACGUGAUUGSAAAUGACAAGGUUAUCUACCACGAUCACGUGGAUGUGGAGAGAGAAAAGAAAACUUGCUGUGUGAUGAUGUAAGCUACGAAAGACAGAGUCAAGAGAGGUGACACCAUUUCGCAAGGUUUCGUAAAGUUAACUUCUUGAAUAGCACGAAGGUUUAUUAUUUAUCGCCUAGGGGA
Actinia tenebrosa (Australian red waratah sea anemone) is the source of this 2782-nucleotide messenger RNA. RefSeq lists its product as uncharacterized. Lineage: Eukaryota; Metazoa; Cnidaria; Anthozoa; Actiniaria; Actiniidae. The record is from RefSeq and is a predicted model, not a curated record. Gene Ontology annotation, molecular function: phosphatase regulator activity; protein binding; enzyme inhibitor activity. Gene Ontology annotation, cellular component: cytoplasm.